Fibroporia radiculosa is the source of this 1926-nucleotide messenger RNA. RefSeq lists its product as uncharacterized. NCBI's taxonomy places the organism in Eukaryota, Fungi, Basidiomycota, Agaricomycetes, Polyporales, Fibroporiaceae. The transcript is spliced from 2 exons. The record is from RefSeq and is a predicted model, not a curated record. Bases 1 to 1926 code for a protein of 641 amino acids.
AUGGCUGAUUCCCAGCGCCGUGCUCCUUUGCAACCUUCUGCGACACUCUAUCCUUCUACCAGCGAUACUCUUUCUCGUGGGGCGAAAGGACGUAUCGUAGCAUCCACGUCUGAUCCAGCCUACUUUAUCCCGUCAGCAGCUACGUUCCGACCACGGCCGUACCAACCUCAAAACGCAACACAUAGCUCGCAGUCAUCAUCUUGCGAGGUACCUGAAAAACCCUCUCACGCAUCGAUAUCUACCCGUAUUCAAUUGACCCGGCAACACAGUUUGAGUACAAGCGUUACGCCAAGUUUUGACCCUUUGCCUUCGGAUCCUGGUGUGGUCUUCCUCCAUCCUCCCUUCACCGAUUUUCCCGACGCGCACAAGUUCAAGGACGGCUUGACUUACAAUCUGAUGGCUGCGAAUCCUGAAUGGUUUCUCGACCCGGCAGAUUUUCUUUCAGCAAACAGCACAAAUCCUGAUGCUAUCCAGUAUCCUUCACAGUUGGAGCCUCCUCGAGGAUGGUGCCCCACUAAAAAGAAGGACCUGAAAGGCGGUACCUUCCCUGAAGGGGAAGAGCCUCGUCUUCGAUGUACUUUUUGUAGGCGAUGCUAUGCUGGGGUCAACGCCAAAAGCAUGUGGCGACGUCACGUUCUUGAGAAGCAUCUUGUCGCGAUGGCUAAUCGAAGAGAAACUGGUGAUCGUAAAGGUGGUCGCGGUUCAAAUAAGGAGAAUGGUGCAGAAAAAGGCAAUAUCCGGAACAAUGCUCGAGGUGGUCGACGUGCUUUCUCUGGAGAGCCGACCAAACAGGAACAUAUCCCAGAGGCCUGGAGGCUACCAUUGGUUCCAGGUGCACAGCUAGAAGAUGAGCCUGAGGACAAUAGCGAUGAAUUCGGCGGGCCUUUGCCCCAGAUUUCAAAUGACGGAACCGUAGGUCCUGAGUUGGAGAUGGACUUUUUCUCAGCCGUGGCGUCUUCCAGUACACCACCCCUGACGCCUGGGUUUACGCCUUCCAAGUCGACACUAUCUCACCAGAAUAUCCGCGAUGCUUUGGUUGAAUCACCCUAUGAUCCUCUGGUGACUCCGCUAGGGUUUCGUCACUCGCCGCGCAGGCUACCCUCUGACCAGCCGUGGCGAUUUCCAAGUCCGAGUCAUCCACUGCACUCGAAAGCUAGAGAGCUGUCGCUGUGCAUGCUCGUGCGGGGCGAGGCAAGCCCUGUAGUGAAUGGACUUGAAGUAAGUCCCGCAAUCUUCGUCUCAACGAGUGAACGAAGUGGGAAACGGAGCCUUUUUGGCAGCCCAUUCGAUCUAAGUUUCUCUGCCCCUUCACCUCGUCGCCUAUUUCACGAACCUCCUAAGCCGCUGCUCGACCGCGCGCCCUUCAAAGAGUUCAAAGUGCCAGAAUCUCCAUUCGAACGAUCAUCUCACAAACGAGCUUUGAGCAAUCUUUCUGACGCAUGGCCGUCCGAUCUAUCUCUAUCUCCUGUGAAGCUACCAGGCGAUGGAUCCGGGCUUCUUGAACCCAUCCGACUUCAAGGGGAGGAUCCUUUCACGGAUGGCCUGUACAAUUCUUGGCUAAACAUUGGCGAGAGUCCUCGCGGGAGGAUACCCCCGAAACCCAUCCUUGACGAAAGUCCCGUAAUCCGAAAAGGUCACCAACAAGUUGGUAUGGCAUCGGUCAAGACGAAGAAGAUUAGUUCAGGCUUGACGAACUUUGGUGCGGGUCUCAUGGAUGCAUUCCUGUCCGGAAAGGAUAUAUCUAAUACAGUCGAAUCAUCGGACGAUGAUGGUUCCGCGCUGAUUGGAGGCGGGCUCGAUGGCUCGCCCGUUAAAGCAGGAAAGAAAACGAGACGAGGAAGUUGGUUUAGAGAUGACGAUGGUGAUACUGAGAUGUCGGAAGUACAUCCUAGGAAACGCAGAAAGACCAUCGGAGGGCGUACCUGA